CGCCGGGCAGGGAGCGGGAUCGCGGCCGCAGCCGACAGACACUGGGCGGCCGGCGACUCCGAGCCUCGCAGGCCACCAGCCGAGGCAGCCCAGACUUUCUCCGGAGCGCCCCCGCCUCCGAGUCUUGCCCGCCGGGCAGGGCCGGGCGUGAUGCGCCGCGGGACCCCUGUCCUGGCCGCUGGCCGCCGCCGCCGCCGCCGCUGAGACCCCAAGACCCCCGGUGACGCCGCAGCCAUGGAGAGUGGUCCACAUGCAGAGCCAGGUGCCGGCGCACCCCCAGCAGUGACAGCCAGGACCCCCCCAGAGCCAAGACCUUCUCCAGAAGGUGACCCCUCCCCGCCGCCGCCACCACCACCGAUGUCAGCCCUGGUCCCCGAUACGCCCCCAGAUACCCCUCCUGCCAUGAAGAAUGCUGCUAGUUCUAAGCAGCUCCCACUGGAACCAGAGAGCCCCCCAGGGCCGGCUGGGCCUCGAUCAGCCCCCCAGCCGGAAGAGUCCCCUUUCUCAGACGUGAAGAUCAGAGGACCCACCCCACCAGCCACAGGCCCACGGGAUGCCAGGCCUUCUCGAAGGAGCAGCCAGCCAUCCCCGACAACGGUGCCAGCCUCUGACAGCCCUCCUACCAAGCAAGAUGUAAAGAAAGCAGGAGAGAGACACAAGCUGGCAAAGGAGCGGCGAGAAGAACGGGCCAAGUACCUGGCGGCCAAGAAAGCAGUGUGGCUGGAGAAGGAGGAGAAGGCCAAGGCCUUGCGGGAGAAGCAGCUCCAGGAGCGCCGGCGGCGGCUGGAGGAGCAGAGGCUUAAAGCCGAGCAACGCCGGGCGGCCCUAGAGGAGCGGCAGCGGCAGAAGCUGGAGAAGAACAAGGAGCGCUAUGAAGCAGCCAUCCAGCGGUCAGUGAAGAAGACGUGGGCCGAAAUCCGGCAGCAGCGCUGGUCCUGGGCAGGAGCCCUGCACCACAGCUCCCCAGGACGGAAGACCAGUGGGAGCAGGUGCUCCGUGUCGGCAGUAAACCUGCCUAAACACGUGGACUCUAUAAUCAACAAGCGGCUCUCAAAGUCCUCUGCCACGCUCUGGAACUCCCCCAGUAGAAAUCGCAGCCUGCAGCUGAGCCCAUGGGAGAGCAGUAUCGUGGACCGCCUGAUGACACCCACCCUCUCCUUCCUGGCACGGAGUCGCAGUGCGGUCACGCUGCCCCGCAAUGGCCGGGACCAGGGUAGGGGCAGCGGCCCUGGGAGAGCCCCCACGAGGGGCGGGACAGGGGCCAGCCCCGCUCGAGGGCCGCACCCCGACCGCACUCAUCCCUCCGCAGCCGUGCCCGUGUGCCCGCGCUCGGCCUCUGCCAGCCCCCUGACGCCGCCGAGCAGCGCCCCCAGAAGCGCGCACCGCUGCGCCCCAGCUGGGGAGCGCGGGGAGCGCCGCAAGCCCAGCGCUGGGGGCAGCCCCGCCCAGGUCCGCCGCAGGCCAGAGGCCUCGCCGGUGCAGAAAAAGGAGAAGAAGGACAAGGAGCGGGAAAAUGAGAAGGAGAAGAGUGCCCUGGCCCGGGAGCGCAGCCUCAAGAAGCGCCAGUCACUGCCUGCCUCUCCGCGCCCGCGCCUGGCUGCAGGCCACGCCGAACUCAGUCCCAAAGCCAAGGCCCGGCCAUCCUCUCCCUCCACAACCUGGCCCAGGCCUGCCUCUCCCUGCCCCAGCCCAGGGCCAGGCCACGCUCUACCCCCAAAGCCACCAUCCCCUCGGGGCACCACUGCAUCACCCAAGGGGCGGGUUCGGAGGAAGGAUGAGGCAAAGGAGAACCUCAGUGCGACAGGACCUGUGGACAAGAACCAGAGCAAGAGCAAGACCCGUGAGGAGAAGGAGCCAGCAGCCCCAGCCUCACCAGCACCCUCACCUGUGCCCUCCCCCACCCCAGCUCAGCCCCAGAAGGAGCAGCCCACAGCUGAGAUGCCUGCAGAUGCUGCUGUCCUGACCCCACCCCCAGCUCCUGCUCCACCAACGACCCCUAGCAAACCCAUGGCAGGCACCACAGACCGUGAAGAGGCCACCCGGCUCCUGGCUGAGAAGCGGCGCCAAGCACGGGAGCAGAGGGAGCGCGAGGAACAGGAGCGGAGGCUGCAAGCAGAAAGGGACAAGCGCAUGCGAGAGGAGCAGCUGGCGCGGGAGGCCGAGGCUCGGGCUGAGAGGGAGGCGGAAGCUCGGAGGCGGGAGGAGCAGGAGGCCCGAGAGAAGGCGCAGGCGGAGCAGGAGGAGCAGGAGCGGCUGCAGAAGCAGAAAGAAGAGGCCGAAGCUCGGUCCCGGGAAGAAGCGGAAAGGCAGCGUCUGGAGCGGGAAAAGCACUUCCAGCGGGAGGAGCAAGAGCGGCAAGAGCGCAAAAAGCGCCUGGAGGAGAUCAUGAAGAGGACUCGGAAGUCAGAAGCUGCUGAAACCAAGCAGAAGCCGGACAGGAAGGAGGCACAAGCCAACAAUUUCAGCCCAGAGCCUGUGAAAGCCGGGGAGGCCAGGCCCUUGGGGCUGCAGAAGGAGGCAGUGCAGAAAGAGGAGCUGGCCCCCCAGGAGCCUCAGUGGAGCCUGCCAAACAAGGAGUCGCCCGGGUCCCUGGUGAAUGGCCUACAGCCUCUCCCUGCACACCAGGAGAAUGGCUUCUCCCCUAAGGGGCCCUCUGGGGACAAGAGUCUGGGCCGAACGCCAGAGGCACUCCUGCCCUUCGCAGAGGCAGAAGCCUUCCUCAAGAAAGCUGUGGUACAGCCCCCACAGGUCACAGAAGUCCUUUAGGAGGUUGCCUUGGAUCCAGGCACAGCUAUGAGGGCUCCUCCACACAUCCUCCAGGAGGUCUGGAAGAGAGAGAGACAGAACAAAGCCGGAAGUGGCCUGGGCCCCUGGGGGUGGGUCUCCUGUUAUUUUUAAUCUGCACCUUAUAGACUGAUGUCUCUUUGGCCGGAGCCAGAUCCUGCCCCUCAGUGCAUUCAUGUGCUCACACGCACGGCCGCCCCCCUCCCAUAUACACACAUACACUCACAGCCUCUCUGGCCUCCCCCCUCGGGGAAGGGCUGCCUGUAGUAUUUGCCUUGGUUCGGUGGGGUACAGUGGAUGUGAAUACUGUAAAUACUUGUGCUCAGACUCCUCUGCGUGGAGGGGCGGGUGCAGGAGGCAGACCCUCCCAGGACUCUCCGGGGUGGUCUUCCUCUCUAUUUAACUGUAGCUGAGGGGGAACACAGGUGAGGGGAUGGGCGGCACCUUGGGCCACAGGAUACUGUUUGCUUUAGGGGUACCCAUGCCCCCUGCCCUCGCCUGGAAUCAGUGUUAUUGCAUCUGAUCAAACUUCUCCAGAAAUAAAGUGAGAAUAAUUCUGCCAGUCCUGUCUAUCCUUGGGGCUGGCGGAGGGUGGGAGCAGGUGGGCUCCUGCAGUCUAAGAACUGAAGGAGCCAGGACCUCGUGCUACCUACCCUUACCCAGGACUAGUCCUAGACCUCCCGCCUGUGGUCCCCAUCUUGUCAUGAAUGCAUUCAUUGAACAAAUGUGGUAGCAGGCAGGGGGCUGCGUGCUAGGGAUGCAGUAGUAGGAAAAGAUGUAGCCUCCAUUCUCACAGGGUCUACAGUCUAGCAGGUGAGUGUCCUAGACACUCAGUUGCUUACUCAACAUCCAUUCCCAUUUACCCAAACAAAUGAUUUUGUUCAGGUGGCCAUCUUCCUCCUGGAUCCCCUCCUACCCCCCACCUCUGUGCUUCAGCGGAGGUAGAGCCCAGGCCCAGGGGUGAAUCAUGAUUGUAAUGAGGCAAAAAUGAUGGUCCCCAACCCCUCAUGAGUGACUGGUUUAGGUCCAGGCGUGUGACCCAACUGGGGCCGGCAGAUAUAAAGAAAAGUCUCCUGGGCUUCUAGGAGAGGCAUCCUCAUUUUUGAAAAACAAAAACCAAAACAAAACAAGAAAACGAGGCCCUCCCAGUGUCCCCCACCUCCUUGUGUUCGUGCCCUGGGUAGUCCCUUUCCAUAUUGUACCAGGGUGGGGCUGAGUGACCACCAGAAUACAGAAGAAGUGAUGGUGUGUCACACAAGAGGUUAGGUCACAAAAGACACUGCAGCUUCUGUUUCUGUCACUCUCUCACUCUUGGACCUUAUGUGGGGGAGGCAGCGGCUACAUAGCAAAUAGCCUGUGGGACCUGCAUGCUGAGGGACUGAAGCCCCCCGCAACCCCAUGAAUAUGCUUGGGAACAACUUCUGCAGCCUGGUAUGGCCUUCAGAUGACUUCAGCCCUAGCCAACCUGCUUGACAAUAACCUCACGAGAGCUCCUCUGCCGGAACCAACUAGCUAAGCCACUCCUGGGUUACCAGCCCUCCGAAACUGUGAGAUAAUAAAUAUUGUUGUAGACA
This is a messenger RNA of Enhydra lutris kenyoni (northern sea otter), 4358 nucleotides long. RefSeq names its product MAP7 domain containing 1. Gene Ontology annotation, biological process: microtubule cytoskeleton organization. The coding region runs from base 235 to 2766 and encodes 843 amino acids. Lineage: Eukaryota; Metazoa; Chordata; Mammalia; Carnivora; Mustelidae. The transcript is spliced from 17 exons. The record is from RefSeq and is a predicted model, not a curated record. Gene Ontology annotation, cellular component: microtubule cytoskeleton.